Erigeron canadensis is the source of this 1134-nucleotide messenger RNA. RefSeq lists its product as uncharacterized. The record is from RefSeq and is a predicted model, not a curated record. NCBI's taxonomy places the organism in Eukaryota, Viridiplantae, Streptophyta, Magnoliopsida, Asterales, Asteraceae. Bases 80 to 1033 code for a protein of 317 amino acids. The transcript has 3 exons.
UCUUCUCGUUUCUUAUUUAUUUUGUCAUUUAAAAAACAAAAAUACAAACAAUCUGUGAGUCACUAAAAAACACACAUUAAUGGGCGUAACAAUGCAUGUAAAAUCCGAUUCCGAUGCAACAAGCGUGGAAGCACUCACACCACCCCGAUCACCACGCCGCCCACUCUACUACGUCCAAAGCCCAUCUAACCAUGACGCCAAUGACAAAAUGUCAUUCGGGUCAAGCCCCUUUGGGUCACCGGGUCACCCAACCCAUUACCAUUGUUCACCAAUCCAUCAUUCUCGUGAAUCUUCUACUUCUAGAACUUUUUCAGCUUCUAUUAAAAACGCUAUCGUUAAGGCUAACCAUCAUGGUGGACACGGUGGCAGGGAUGUGUCUCCUUGGAAGAGAAUUGAAGAUGAUGAUGACGACGUGGAUGGUGGUGAUGGUGAUGACGUGGUUCCGUUUAGGUUUUAUGUGUUGUGGUUUGUGUUGUCGUUUGUGAUUUUGUUUAGUAUCUUUUCUUUGAUUUUGUGGGCUGCCAGUGUUUCUUACAAACCAAAGGUUUUUGUCAAGAGCAUGAUGUUUGACAACUUUAAUGUGCAAUCUGGGAUGGAUGCAACAGGAGUACCAACGGAUAUGUUGACUUUGAAUACAACGGUCAAGGUUUUUUACCGGAAUCCGGCGACUUUUUUCGGUGUCCAUGUGACUGUUAGUCCUAUUGAAAUCCAUUAUUUUCAACUCAAGCUUGCUUCUGGCCAUGUGAGGAAGUUUUACCAAUCAAGAAAGAGUGAAAGAUUGAUCGUUGCACAUGUUUUAGGGUGUCAAAUGCCACUAUAUGGUGGGGUGUCGCCUUUCAAUGCCGCUAUCGGCCAUCUCAAGAAUGUAAUAGUUCCUGUUAAUAUGACAUUCAAGAUGAGGUCAAGAGCAUACAUCUUAGGGAAGUUGGUGAAACCCAAAUUCUACAAAAAUGUUUUGUGCCAGGUCACAUUACGAGGUAACCAAAUUGGCAAACAUGUCAACCUGACUGAUUCUUGCAUUUAUCGUGAUUAAUUCAUGGAAGUAUUUGCAUAUUAUGUCUGGGUAGGUAACACAAGUACAUAAUUGAAAUGUCAAGCUAUAUGGAUUGGUGCUAUUUGUAAUGAUUCAUGAAA